Messenger RNA from Brassica oleracea var. oleracea, 838 nucleotides. RefSeq lists its product as uncharacterized. The transcript is spliced from 2 exons. The record is from RefSeq and is a predicted model, not a curated record. Lineage: Eukaryota; Viridiplantae; Streptophyta; Magnoliopsida; Brassicales; Brassicaceae. The coding region runs from base 156 to 593 and encodes 145 amino acids.
UACGUGUCUGACCUAUAUAUACUUCUCCGUCGUCUUGUUCAAUCACUCUGUUCUCCAGCUACCAUAGAGUUUCGAAUCAAAACUAGGGUUACAAAUUUUCUCUUAGCUCUGAUCAGAGUGUGAAGACGACGUUAGAGCUUUGACAAAAAAAAGCAAUGGAGAUAUUUGGAAAAUCACCCGUGGUUGGUUCGGCCAAUGUUGUCUACUUGACUGCGAUACUAGGUCGCGAUGGGCCCAACUCAUGUCACAAAUGUGACUGGAAAUGCGAGAACGAAAAUGUGUGUGGAAAUAUGUACCGUUGCAAGCUAACCGGGUUGAACCAUGUCUGUGACAAGAACUGCAACCAACGGAUCUUGUAUGAAAACCACAACUCUUUGUGCCGAGCAAGUGGCCGGAUUUUCCCACUCUCACGGGCUGAGGAACAAGCGGUUAAAGGAGUCCGGAGGAAGCUCGAUGAUGAGAGUCAACCCUCUGAAAGCUGCGUCAAGCGUCCCCGACGUGACGCUCAGUUUCAUUCUUCUCCUUUCGAGAGGUCUUUUGCUGCCGUGAGCCCAAUUUGCAGCCAGGCUGGAGAUGGAAUGGAGUUGAAUUAGAGAUCUUUUCUAUCUCCGAGGGAAUAAUAACUUACCCUUUUUCGAUAUUAGACAACCAUGUAAUAAGAUACAUUUGUUUAUGUGCUCUUCCAGGGAGACUAGGUGUAGCUCCCUGUAUGAAGCAACAUUUUAUCUUAGUAUCGUUAAACUCUAUGUAGUAGUUAACGUAGGAGAGCUCAUUUCAUGAUUAUGCUGCUCUGUUGUGGACGUUUCUUGUUUUGAUAUAACUUGGUGAAGUAGAAGAA